GACCUGACCUGGUAAUUAGGAUAAAGCAAGGAUCAAUCCGAGGUAGUGAUUAUUCCAUGUUGGUCAACAGACACAUCGAUACCGUCUCUAAAACAACAUGAGAACUUUUGCGCUGGUUUGUUUGGGUGUGUGGACUGUGAUGGUGAGCUCAGUUUCUAGUGACCUAAAAUGCGCAACGAGUCAACCUCUUGGGAUGCAGAACAACGCCAUUCCCAAUGCCAAGAUCACCGCCUCUUCUCAAUAUGAUAACAGAUACGCUCCRUGGAAAGCAAGAUUGAACACGGAUAGUUAUGGCUGGACCCCCAAGACAAGGAUACUUGCAGUCGAUGCAGUCGAUCCUUGGUUACAGGUCGACCUGAGCACAGUUCACACUGUAGAUGCCAUCRCAACACAAGGUUCAAAGUACAAUUCAGAGUGGAUGAAAAGMUACAGCCUGCAGUACAGUUCGGAUGGCAGCACCUUCGAGGAUUACAAAGCAGGUUUUGUCUUCAAAGGAAACACUGAUAAGAUUACUGUUGUGAAGCAUGACCUUGAACCUCCAGUCAAAGCGAGAUAUAUUAGAGUCCUCCCAAAAACUGGUAUGAAUGGUUGGCCUUCGAUGAGAAUUGAGCUCUACGGAUGUAAAUCAGCAGACCAGGAGGUCAAGCCAAAUGCCAAUGUAACGUUAAAGCGAAUUGGUUGCUUCAAAGCGAAAUCCGACGGAAUUACUCCUCUGCCUAUCAAGCUGAUUCUUACCGAUCGUGAUAAUACAUCUCCUCAUUAUAGUGGGACAAAUAUUGCUUGGGAUAGAUGGAACACCUACUUGGGAGACAUAGCUUCUAGAUGUGCUCAGAAGGCUUAUGAAUUGGGAGAUAAAAUCAUUGGUAUUCAACAUUACGGAGAGUGCUGGAGCAGUCRUUAUGAUAAGUGGAMUUUCAGUUCUAAAUCCAACUCAUGCUUGGGAAAGAACUUCGUUACUUGUUCUUCUGGUGAAAGGUUCUGUGUGGGAGUAGUACACGAAUUAUUUGUAUACAAAGUGAGAAAAGAUCUGCAAUGCCAAAAAAGUCAACCUCUUGGAAUGCAGAGCAACGCCAUUCCCAAUUCCAAGAUCACCGCCUCUUCUCAAUAUGAUAACAGAUACGCUCCAUGGAAAGCAAGAUUGAACACGGAUAGUUAUGGCUGGACCCCUAAGACAAGGAUACUUGCAGUCGAUGUAGUCGAUCCUUGGUUACAGGUCGACUUGAGCGCAGUUCACACUGUAGAUGCCAUCGCAACACAAGGUUCAAAGUACAAUUCAGAGUGGAUGAAAAGCUACAGACUGCAGUACAGUUCARAUGGCAGCACUUUCGAGGAUUACAAAGCAGGCUUUGUUUUCRAUGGAAACACUGAUAAAAAUACUCUUGUUAAGCAUCGCCUUAACCCACCCGUCAAAGCGAGGUACAUCAGAGUCCUCCCAAAGACUGGCAUGAAUGGCUGGCCCUCGAUGAGAAUGGAACUCUACGGAUGCAAAUCAGGUGUGAAAUGCCAAAAAAGUCAACCUCUUGGGAUGCAGAGCAACGCCAUUCCCAAUUCCAAGAUCACUGCCUCUUCUCAAUAUGAUAACAGAUACGCUCCAUGGAAAGCAAGAUUGAACACGGAUAGUUAUGGCUGGACCCCUAAGACAAAGUUGCCUGCGCCAGUAAAGAAAUCUUGGUUACAGGUCGACCUUAGCACAGUUCACACUGUAGAUGCCAUCGCAACACAAGGCUCAAAGUACAAUUCAGAGUGGAUGAAAAGCUACAGACUGCAGUACAGUUCAGAUGGCAGUACCUUCGAGGAUUACAAAGCAGGUUUUGUCUUUAGUGGAAACACUGAUAAAAAUUCUGUUGUGAGGCAUAAUCUUAAACCACCAAUCAAUGCGAGGUUCAUCAGAGUCCUCCCAAAGAAUGGCAAGAAUGGUUGGCCUUCGAUGAGAAUGGAACUGUACGGAUGCACAUGAGUUCUUAGGUAUCACGCAAGUACGUGUCCAAAGAGCGAGGAAAACAAGCAAUGAUAAAUCAUGCUAGAUUUAUAUAGUAUAAAAAAGAAGUUUAAAUUUUCAGUGACCUGGCAUAUAUCUUAGAAUAGGGAAAUGUAACUCGUAAACAACAUUGUUUUGAUGAAUUCAGUGAUGAUGUGUACAAUAAAUUCAUUACGGUAAAAUGC
Molecule: messenger RNA, 2163 nt
Organism: Exaiptasia diaphana
Lineage: Eukaryota; Metazoa; Cnidaria; Anthozoa; Actiniaria; Aiptasiidae
Product: neuropilin-1
Exons: 7
Coding region: 98-1957 (619 amino acids)
Source: RefSeq, a predicted model, not a curated record